UGGCUGAGCUGACGCAAUGUUUGCCCUGAUGUUCCAGCAGCUAUAAAUUGCUGCCAACCUCACUUCACCAGGCUCAGCUCCUGCAGAGGAGGAGGGAGAGGAUUUUUACCUGCACUGAGCUCCCCACCUGGCUCGGGUGUGAGAGGAGCAGGUGAGAACCAGGCAGGAGAAGGCAGUGUCCCGGCCCAGCAUGGCAUCUCUGCUGGACAACAUAACCAGACCUUCUGCUGCCAUCCUGCAGCUGUCUGUGCUGCUUGGUGUAACCUUUGUGCUGCUGAAGGUGCUCCAGUUCUACUGGGAGAGGAAGAAGCUCACCAAAGCUCUGGAGGCAUUCCCUGGCCCCCCAAAACACUGGUUCUAUGGCCACAAUCACCUGUUAAAAUCUGAAACUUUUCUGCAACAAUUAGUGACAUGGGGAGAAGAAUAUCCCUAUGCCUUUCCCAGAUGGUUUGGACCAAUCCUGCCUACUGUAAUUAUUCACCAUCCUGAAUAUGCCAAAAUCAUACUUGGCCGAGCAGAUCCCAAGGCUAGUGCACUCUACAAACUCCUAGUUCCCUGGAUUGGGAAUGGACUGCUGAUUUUGGAAGGAAGCAAAUGGUCCCAGCACAGGAAGAUGCUCACCCCAGCCUUUCACUACGAUGUGCUGAAACCUUACGUGACCCUGAUGUCAGAUUCAGUCAAAGUGAUGCUGGAUAAAUGGGACAAGAGGAUCACAGAGAGGAGGUCAGUGGAGCUCUUUCAGGAUGUCAGCUUGAUGACACUAGACAGCAUCAUGAAAUGUGCCUUCAGCUUUAAUUCCAACUGUCAGACUCAGAGCAACUCCCACUAUUAUAUUAAAGCUGUUUAUGACCUGAGCUACCUCCUGAGUGAUAGGAUCCGGAAUUUGUCCCUCAAGGAUGUCUUCUACAACUUCACUGGCAGUGGCCGCGCGUUUCAGGAUGCCUGCAAGCUAGCCCAUGCCCACACAGAUCAGGUAAUAAAAGAAAGAAAGAUGUUGCUCUCCAAUGAGAAGGAGCUUGAAAAGAUCCAAAAGAAGAAGCGCCUGGAUUUUCUGGACAUUCUUCUUUGUAGCAAGGAUGAGAAUGGCGUUGGGCUGUCCGAUGAGGACCUGCGUGCUGAGGUGGACACCUUCAUGUUUGAGGGUCACGAUACUGUGGCCAGUGGGCUCUCCUGGCUCCUCUACUGCAUGUCACUGCAACCUGAGCACCAGCAGCGGUGCAGGGAGGAGAUCCAGGGCAUCCUGGGGGACAGAGACACCAUUGAGUGGGAGGAUCUUGGGAAGAUGACCUACACCACCAUGUGCAUCAAAGAGAGCUUACGCCUGUUCCCACCUGCUGCUGGCGUGUCCCGAGAGCUCUCCAAACCUGUGACAUUUCCUGAUGGACGCAGCUUGCCAGCAGGCUGCCAGGUUUCAUUGAGCAUAUUUGCUAUUCACAGGAACCAGGAUGUGUGGGAGGACCCUGAGGUUUAUGAUCCCCUGAGGUUUUCUCCAGAGAAGUCAGCACAGAGGCACUCCCACGCUUUCCUGCCUUUCUCUGCUGGAUCCAGGAACUGCAUUGGGCAGCAGUUUGCCAUGAAUGAGUUGAAGGUGGCCCUGGCCUUGAUCCUGCGGCGCUUCGAGCUCUACCCAGACCCAUCCAGGCUUCCCAUAAUGAUACCACAGAUCGUCCUCAGGUCCAGCAGUGGGAUACACCUGCAUUUGAAGAAGAUUUUCUGAUCCCACAGGGUACCGUGGCAGGGGGGCAAGAGGUCUCCCAAGGGACACCUCCACUCAGAGGUUUAGGAGGGGAUCACCACACAGACCCACAGUGGACCUCUCCCACAUUGAACCCUGUCCUACCAUCACCCAGAGGGGCUUGCUGAGCCCACAAACACCAAGCCCAGCAGCUUCAGUUCCCCUCCUGGCAAGGGGAGCAGCACUGCUAAGGGGGUUCCACAGUAUUGCUGUGGCUCCUUCACCUCCAGGGGCACCCUCCAUGUCCUGCUCAUCUCCUCAUCUCCUCAUCUCCAACCUGCCCUCACACACUCCCUGACAGGACUUCUGUCACCUGCCUGUAGAUUUGUCCCAUUGUCAGUUCCCCACUAGGCUUGGCAGUGAACAACACCCAGCAGGGUUUGCAGGGAUGCUGAAAGCCUGGGCACUGCCCCAGCACAGCCCCUGCCCUGUCUCCUGCCUGGGUGUGCCCUCCUGCAGCCUUCCUGCAUCACCCACACCACCCUCCCAACAAUUCCUGCUCUGGGGCUGGCACUGUGCCCACCAUUAUGGAGAUGAAUGCUUUUGGUUCUUUUCUGCCCCAGCUCUGAGCUUCCUUGAGCUGAGGGUGCUCAGGAGCCAGCACAGAAAAUGCCACCAGCUAACCUGAGGAAGCACUUGGCACACUGGAAACAGCGUGUGAUCAGCAUUGUUCUGCUCUCUGAAAUGAAAAUAAAGUCUUGUGGGGGUGAUCUCCAA
This is a messenger RNA of Haemorhous mexicanus (house finch), 2452 nucleotides long. Its product is annotated as cytochrome P450 4A10-like. Gene Ontology annotation, molecular function: iron ion binding; oxidoreductase activity, acting on paired donors, with incorporation or reduction of molecular oxygen; heme binding. The transcript has 12 exons. Lineage: Eukaryota; Metazoa; Chordata; Aves; Passeriformes; Fringillidae. The record is from RefSeq and is a predicted model, not a curated record. Bases 191 to 1717 code for a protein of 508 amino acids.